This is a messenger RNA of Prunus armeniaca (apricot), 213 nucleotides long. NCBI's taxonomy places the organism in Eukaryota, Viridiplantae, Streptophyta, Magnoliopsida, Rosales, Rosaceae. The record is from the annotation of a GenBank genome assembly.
AUGAGUUCAACAAAUUCCACAGCAGCAUACCCUGCCCAGUCUCCCAACUCUGCCCAGCAAUAUCAUGUGCAAGCUCCACCUCCUGCAGGCUACCCAACAAGAGAUGUGCCCCAGAACUCUGUUCCUGUAGAAACCAAGUCAAAGGGUGAUGGCUUCUGGAAAGGCUGCUGUGCUGCCUUGUGUUGCUGUUGUGCGUUGGAUGUUUGCUUUUGA